This is a messenger RNA of Phanerochaete carnosa HHB-10118-sp, 2454 nucleotides long. RefSeq lists its product as uncharacterized. Lineage: Eukaryota; Fungi; Basidiomycota; Agaricomycetes; Polyporales; Phanerochaetaceae. The transcript has 7 exons. Bases 1 to 2382 code for a protein of 793 amino acids. Gene Ontology annotation, molecular function: protein binding. The record is from RefSeq and is a predicted model, not a curated record.
AUGUUCUUCCUCCGUCGUCCGCCGUCAGCUCCCGAUGAAAUCUACUCAUCCAGUCUCGCAACACUUCACCAGGGACACGCCCUCUGGUGCCCAGAGCCCAAUGAAUCCGGCGAGCCGCAGAUCGGAGACGUCGGCUUCAAAGUCACAUUCUGGGACCCACCAUUCGAGAUCACCGAACCCUUACCUCCAGGCGCACUCAAAAUCUACCGCAGGCAUCGACCCCUGGUCCCUGACCACUAUCGUAGUCAUGGAGUUGAGGUCAAGCAGAGAGGUGGCUCGGCGGGCUUAGCAGCUGGUGGCACUGUGUCGGCGACUCUGGGCGCGGACUACACAUGCAAAGCGUCCCAAGGCGCUGUUCUUGAGUUGAAGAGCGAGGCGUACGCCGAGGCAAUAUUCGAGAACUUGGAGCUGAAGCAGUACAUCCUUCGACACCACGGCGAAUGGCACAAGUAUGCCAAGGGCAAACUUCACCAAGACGUCAAGCGAGGGGAUAUUGUCAUGAUCUGUGGCUGGGUCAAGACCGAAGCCGAUUGGGCGGCGACUGCCUUCAGCAAUACCAGCACGAAUACCAGCAUCUCGGUCGGAGUCCAGGCCGGUGCCGUUGCGGGAGCAAACGCGGGCGCAUCGAACACAAGCUCUACGACUGGUCCGACGAUGCGGAGACAGGGCGAGAACUAUGCAAAGGCGUCUGGUCCUGCCGUAAAACCAUCCGAUACCCCUACGAACGCGUCCGAAGUCGUUGCGAAUGUGCCCGGUCUCAUCCUUCCAGAGCCGACGAGAGACCAGUCUGUCUUCGUCAGGCGCUACAAGGUUGAAACGCGGCUUGGAGUGCUGAAAGAAGUUGUCGCCGGUGCGGGCUAUCACCGGCUUCCAGAUGCAGGAGAUGGGAGGGGUGACUCGGCGGCGGAAGGAAUCGUCGGGCGAGAGGGAGGAACAGAAGAUAUCGAUGAGACGAGCAUUAUGGAACUUGGAAACGAGGGCGAGGUCCCUGAUCCAUUAGAUGUUCUUCUACGCUACAUACUCGAGACGACCGACGUCGAGACAGCUAUUGCGAGUGAUGACGAUGUCUGGAGCAUUGUCGGCGGCAAGUCAGUGAUUGAUUUCGCGAGCUACCUUCGUCAGAUGCAGCCUCCGGUACAGGUCGAUGGCAUGACCGGAUCGCUGUGUAUGGAAGAUGUUAUCUCUCACGAUCGAUCGCUCGCAUUUACUCGUCGGACCAUCACCAAGUCCGUCCUGGCGGAGUGGCCAGAUGCUGCCUUAGACGGAGCCGGUGGCUUGGAGGAUGGGCUCGUCUUCACCGGUCCCUCGAAAGCGGAGAUUCGGCCUCUCAAAUUGAAGCGAGCCACCUUCAGCGACCCACAAAAUCCAUCCGGUGGCUGCAAACAUACUGCUGUUUCGGCCGAUGGCACGCUCCUCGCGGCAUCGUUCGAGAGUACUGACGUUCUCGUAUGGCGACUAUCCGACGGUCUACUCGUCCAACGUUUGCAUCAUCAGGGCCAUCCGGGUUAUGUUCAGGCCCUCUCUUUUUCUCCCGUAGACUACACUCUUGUCUCAGGGUCCAAGGACAACACCGCAAUUGUGUGGGAUACUCGACAUGGCCGCGUACUUCUACGUCUGGAAGGAUACGGCUCUGGGCCAGUGCGCAGCAUUGCAUAUGCUCCCCACGGCACGUUCAUCGCCACCGGUUCCGAAGGCGACAACAGUUCCGUGAAGAUUUGGGACGCGUCGAGUGGAGCAUGCCUGCAUUCCUUCAGCGUCGAUGAAUACGUGUACAAUCUCACGUUCUCUCCGGACAGUUUAUGUCUCUGCGCCGAACUGAAAACGGCCUGCAACGUCUAUGACAUCUACUCCUAUACACACACUGCUACGUUACAGCAUGUUGCUGGGGAGAUGCUCUUCUUGUCGAUGUCCCACCAAGGCGACCGCGUAGUCACUGUCCCGGCCGACCCGGGACAAGUGAAAAUUUGGAGCGCGACGGCUGGCGAGGAGCUUCUCACCAUUGAUCAUUCAAACAAGCUCUCGAAGCCUGUGGCAUUCUCCUCCGACGGGGCCGAGGUGGUGGCGGCUUGUGAGGCGGACGCGGCAGCCAUCGCCUACGACUCGCGUACGGGCCAGGUCCGUCACAUCUUCAAGUUGACAAAGCCGGCAUAUCAAGCGACGUACUCCCCAGAUGGGGAGUAUGUCGCCUUUGGCGCCAAGGACGGAGAUCUCGAACUGUACGAUGCAAAGUCUGGGACAUUUCUUGCAAAGUUUGAUGGGCGUGAAGGGAGUGGGACGCUUUGGGUGAUGCCCUUUCUACCUGACAGUCAGACUAUUCUGGCACGGUCCAAGUAUGGCCCUCUAUCUCUGUAUAACAUCCAGGAUGUAUUGCGUAUGCGAUAACGUAGUAUUGUUGUAACAACGUCUGCAGUGCUCGGCUCAGCAUGCUAUAGCAGUGUAGAAUAGUAGGGCGCG